AUGCUCGACGAUGAACAAGAAGCUGAACUCCGUAAUCCGUUUCCAUCGCCUCCAUCUCACUAUCAGACGUACACGAGCCAUAAUUUACACCUGCUGUCGCUAUUGAAGUCGCGAACUUCAGAGAAGUCAGAAGAGGAUGCAGCGAAAGUGGAUCAGCAUGCCGUCCUCAGUGAUCAGAAAGAUGUGCCUGAUUGGCCUUUAGCGCAACUUGAGAAACCUCGUGUUGACUGGAUAUUAGAGGACGGAGAAUAUACGGUCUUUGGCGACACGUGGUUUGUCAAGGAGAAAAUACCAUCUCUAGGUGAACUUGGAGGCCAACAGUUAUACCCAGAUGACCCAACUAUAGAUCGUAGACCUGCACUAUUGUCCAUACUUCGCUCCAUGCUCAUCACAUAUUCUCGCCUGCUCAAGUCACUUCUUGCUCCUCCGCCUGGACCCACAUACACCGAGCCACCUGAAUGGCAGGGUCAUGUGGAAUGGCUUGCUGUCAUGAGUCAAAAUAUUAUGGGUGCGGCAAACGAUUUACGUCCUGUUCAGGCGAGAUUCAAUCUCGAAUCGAUGAUGACGCGACAGCUUGAGCUAAGACGCGAGGAGACGGCGGCGCUUCAUAGAAAAUGCGACGAACUUCAACAAAAGCUAGCAGAGCUCAAGUCGACCACUUCAAUUAAGGGAAAGGUAUCCAUAUCAUUAGUAUUGCAUUAAAAUUUUGGGCAAUAGCACUGAUGGAUUUGGAGGUUGGCGGAUUGCAGAAUAACCCGAACAAGCCACAAUCGUCUCAAAAUACUCGCCUUCCAAGCAUGGAAGACGUCUACCGAUGGGCUGAGGGAUCAUGAAAGGAUUUUGUAAUCUAACAGAGGAUUCUUGUAUUUUUAGUAUUGAUUUAUUCGAUGUAGCUUAUGGCCGUCAAGAGAAAAUCUCACUACAGACAGUCAGGAACCAUGGUUCUGGCGCGUAUAUGCAUCAUCAGGUCAGGACUCGUGCGAUUAUAGGCACCGGCUUUAGAAAGACCGGACGAGUUGAUCAGCUCGAGCUCAUGCUUCCAUCACUUGAGGCUUCCGAGCUAACGUUAAGGUUCUGCAUGUUCAAACAGUCCUACGUCGCAAAGCGUCAUCUGGGCGACUAAAUGCCCGAAAACUGGUAAUUGUGAUGCUGAAUCACCUGUUUCGUUCUAAUCGGCGGAUCCGAUGUACGUGAUCAAAGUAAAUCAUUCAGCAGAGAUCGUUCUAGGGCGCUUGGAGUGCUUCUACUCGUCUUCGGACCUGAUGGUGUAACUUCUCGUGGGUAUAAUGUGGAUCGAACAUGCCUUGAACACCGAGUCUUUAUAACUGAGCCGAUCUGCCCUUCUGCCCCUCCAGCCUUGCUGCUCCUCCACCAAAAUGCUCGUACCUACUGUCCUGCUGCUUGCUGCUCUUGCUCCUAUCGCUCGUGCGGCGACUGCAACUAUUUUCCCAGUUGGCCUGGGCUCGGGAGCGAAUCUGGAGGGAGAAGUUGUCGGAACUGGUGGGGAGGACGGCACCACCUACAUCCUUAGUGGACAGACGAGUGGCAUUGCAUUCACACUUACGCUUGCUGAGGACGCCAGUCGUGUCUCCGAGCACGUCGCCAUUCCUUCAGCUUCGUUUGAGCUCGACGUCCAGUGUGAUAUUAGUGGCGAUAAUGCUGUGUGCCAGAAUGUUCGAGCUCAAGGCACUGAUUUCACUACGCUUGCACCCACCACGAUCCCGUUCUCUCCGUUUGCGGUUUCAGUUUCUACAGGAAACCGUGCGGCUAGUUCGACUACCUCAUCAGCAUCAGCAUCUGCUACAACCACGGUUGCAGCAUCAACGUCAACGUCCGUGUCUCAUUCUGUGACAAUCAUGUCUUCAGUGACCCCCUCUGUUAGUGCAACAACCUCUUCAGGUCUGUCACCGUCGGCGACACGACCUGGAGUCGCUUCCAGCCUUACGUCAUCGAGCACGUCACCGAGCACGUCUCCUUCCCCGACUAGUGGCGCUUCUAAGCUAUUCGUCACAAAAGUAGCUACGAUAUUUCCCCUAGUCGCAGUGCUGUGGAUCUUGGCCUAAAAUUGAAGUUUGAGCUUUAUUUUUCUUUCUUGGACUUUGCGGAUUGAUUGUUGUUGUGCAAACAGACUUUGUUUAUCUUGAAAUUGGUUGUUUCUCUUUAUGUCUGAUUUAGGUAGUUUGAAUGAAUGAACGACGAU
Fomitiporia mediterranea MF3/22 is the source of this 2200-nucleotide messenger RNA. RefSeq lists its product as uncharacterized. Gene Ontology annotation, cellular component: core mediator complex; mediator complex. Lineage: Eukaryota; Fungi; Basidiomycota; Agaricomycetes; Hymenochaetales; Hymenochaetaceae. The coding region runs from base 1 to 702 and encodes 233 amino acids. The transcript is spliced from 9 exons. Gene Ontology annotation, molecular function: transcription coregulator activity. Gene Ontology annotation, biological process: regulation of transcription by RNA polymerase II. The record is from RefSeq and is a predicted model, not a curated record.